Molecule: messenger RNA, 1098 nt
Organism: Colletotrichum aenigma
Lineage: Eukaryota; Fungi; Ascomycota; Sordariomycetes; Glomerellales; Glomerellaceae
Exons: 2
Coding region: 1-1098 (365 amino acids)
Source: RefSeq, a predicted model, not a curated record
AUGCGUCGUACGGAGCCCGCUUGGCACUGGAUGAAGUCGCUCAUGGAGCAAGAGGGCGCUUUCGACAUGGAUCCUCGCGGGGAUCUCUGCCUGCUGGUCACCCCCGAAGAUGGCAACGACGAUGGCCUGGACCGCGACCAUGACGAUGACGAUGCUGCCUCCGUCAAAAGUGACCCGAGCGACACUUCCAAGAAUGGCCAGCGGUUUGUUGUCUGCUCCCGAGCCUUGUCGCGUGCUUCGCCCGUCUUUUGCAAGAUGCUGUACGGACACUUUGCCGAGGCCGACAGCAGUCGCAGCAAGGCCGUCAACCUCAACGACGCCAUCGAGCCGAUGUUCUUGGCCCUCUUGAUCAUUCAUGGCCGCUUCGACAUCGUUCCCGCACGCCUUACAGUCGAGGAGCUUUUCGAAUUGUUGGUUAUUACCAACAAAUAUCAAAUGACCGGCAUCGCACGCCCUUGGCUCCAUAAGUGGGUACCUUACUUGAAGGCCAUCCCAUGCAGCCCUCACAAGGACCUCUUGGCCUGGAUCGCGUGGGAACUCGGUGCCGAGCAGAUGUUCGGCCACGUUGCCAAAGCAAUCGCUCGGGAAUGUCGCGUCAACGAGGACGGCGAGGUCCUGGACACAGAUGGCGAGCUCAUGAGACUCAACAUCUACCUUGACGCAGCUGGCAUCCUAGAUGGCAUUGCUCGAGCCAGAAAAGACGCCGUGUCUUCGCUCUUUUCGCCUCUUCGGCUGUACACCCAAGAAAUUCUCAACGGCAAAGGGUGCACUGGUGGAUGGCUCCAGAACAUGAAAUGCAACAACACGGUACUUGGAUCCGUGAUGAUGGCUUGCAAAACAGCCGGAAUCGACCCUGCCCCUCUGAUUGCCGGAUGCAACCCUGUCUACCUCGGUAGUGUAGCAGACCUGUACAAUAAGAUACAGUUGAUGAUGGUCGAAAACUGGGAUGGUCACGAUUGCAAUCCGAUUGAGCAAGCCAAGGUCUUGGCCAUGAACAUUAUCAGCAUUGAAGACAUGCCCUCGCCGGUGACGCAGCCCCAGAGAGAGCAUAUGAAGAAGCAGAAGUCAAUUUCAGGAUGGAACCGCCAGUGCAACUGA